Molecule: messenger RNA, 1519 nt
Organism: Mytilinidion resinicola
Lineage: Eukaryota; Fungi; Ascomycota; Dothideomycetes; Mytilinidiales; Mytilinidiaceae
Product: succinyl-CoA ligase-like protein subunit beta
Exons: 4
Coding region: 65-1393 (442 amino acids)
Biological process (GO): tricarboxylic acid cycle; succinyl-CoA metabolic process
Cellular component (GO): mitochondrion; succinate-CoA ligase complex
Molecular function (GO): succinate-CoA ligase (ADP-forming) activity; ATP binding
Source: RefSeq, a predicted model, not a curated record
CAGCCACCUAUCCAGCCCUCCCUCCACCACCUGCCCUCCGUCUCGUUCAUAUACGUAGUUGGCGAUGUAUAAGCUUGCCCGUUGCCGACCGGCAGCCAGCGCUGUGCGCGCUGCGACUACGCCAUUGAGGAGUGCGGUGUUCCAACAAAGCAGGGCCCUCUCGAUACAUGAAUACAGGUCUGCAAAGCUACUAGAGACGUAUGGCAUUGGCGUCCCGGCUGGCGACGUAGCUACCACGGGAGAGGGUGCUGAGAAGAUCGCGAAGAACAUAGGAGGUGACGAUAUUGUUAUAAAGGCACAGGUGUUGGCAGGAGGUCGAGGAAAGGGCACAUUCGACAAUGGCUUCAAAGGCGGUGUCAGAGUCGUCUACUCACCUCGAGAAGCUGGCAUCCUCGCCGACCAGAUGAUCGGCCACAAGCUCAUCACUAAGCAGACAGGAGCUGGAGGCCGCCCUUGCAAUGCAGUAUACGUCGUAGAGCGGAAGUUUGCCCGGCGGGAGUUCUACCUAGCUAUCCUCAUGGACCGCGCAACCCAAGGCCCCGUUAUUGUCGCUUCGUCGCAAGGUGGCAUGGACAUCGAGACUGUCGCAAAGGACCACCCAGAGGCCAUCAUCACAACCCCAGUUGAUAUCCACAUUGGCGUUACGGACGAGAUGGCGCGAAAUAUUGCUACCGAACUUGGUUUCUCCGAGCAGUGCAUAGAGGACGCUAAGGACACCAUCCAGAAGCUAUACAAGGUCUUCAACGAGCGCGAUGCUACCCAGAUCGAGAUCAAUCCUCUUUCUGAGACCAGCGACCACCAGGUCCUCUGUAUGGACGCCAAGCUCGGCUUCGACGACAACGCGGAGUUCCGCCAGAAGGAGAUCUUCAGCUGGCGCGACAUCUCCCAAGAGGAUGCUGAUGAGGUCAAGGCCGGUGAAUCCGGUCUCAACUUCAUCAAGCUCGAUGGUGAUAUCGGAUGCUUGGUCAACGGUGCCGGUUUGGCCAUGGCUACCAUGGAUAUCAUCAAACUGAACGGCGGCGCCCCCGCUAACUUCUUGGACGUGGGCGGCGGAGCGACCCCGAAGGCUAUCAAGCAGGCUUUCGACCUCAUCACCAGCGAUCCCAAGGUCACGGCCAUCUUUGUGAACAUCUUCGGCGGCAUUGUCAGGUGCGAUGAUAUUGCCAAGGGCCUCAUCAGCGUCGUUGAGAGCAUGCACCUACGGACACCGGUCAUUGCACGACUACAAGGAACCAACAUGGAAGCCGCACACAAACUGAUCAACGAGUCCGGUCUCAAGAUCUUCUCCAUCGACGACCUCCAAACCGCAGCCGAAAAGUCGGUCCAAUUUUCAAAGGUCGUGAAGAUGGCCCGCGACAUUGACGUUGGCGUUGAGUUCACCCUCGGUAUCUAAAUGACCCUUUUUCUCCUGCUCCUAGCGUUCCGCCCCUUUCCCGUAAUGAUUGUGGGUACCGGUAUAUGAGGCUUGUAGGAAGCAAUGGCCGGUCUAUCGUCUGUCAUACCGCUUUCCCCUGGAACA